GAGGACCAUGACGCUACAAACAUGAUGAUCUUAUAGAAUAUGAUAUAUUGCUGUAGAUUAAACUACCCAACAGUAUACAAAGGAGUUAAAAUGAUCCCCACCGUAAACAUGUACAGCAAUCAAAUGCAACAUUCACUUUAAUGCAGCAGCAAUAUGAAUCCAGUGUCAUAUAGUGAAUCACUGACAGGAACCAUUAGGCUGCAUAAUACAUACAUUUGCUUUAAAGUAAAUCCAGCUGAUAAUACUUUUACGGAAAUAAGGUUUUAAUUGGAUGACUUCUACAGUGUGGCGUUAAUACUUUUACUCUGAAUACUUCUUCCACAGCUGGUGUUUUACAUCUAUGUCUUCAAUCUGAUGUUGUCAUCACCAGAUUCCUGUCUGUGAAAUGCCCUUCAGGAAGGGAAGUUGGUAUUUCAGUUCAGUGAAUCAGCCGAAUUGCAGCUUGAGUUACUACUGUCACUAUGUAAAUCACUCCAUCAGAUGCUGUCACGUUACUAUGUAAAGGAAGAAGCACACAUGUCACGAUGGCGUGUCAUGACAUUUGGGCAACCACGUUGUUCCUUCUUCUGAAACCAGUCAUUUGAGUGACAAGGAAGACCUCUUUUGUGUGUGUUUGCAUAGAUGUCUGUCCGGGAUGUUUCCUUCCUCUUUGCUGCCUGUGUGUGUGGGAGUAGGGAGACCUAUUUUGUUUCCAGUAACAGACUUCACUAUUAGGUGUGUAUCCUCAAAUCGUUCUUGGUAUCUGGUUUGCAGAUUUGUUUUGCAGGGUUUCUGGUAAUCUACAGUAGUUAAACCAUAUUUAACUGCUGUGAAACGCCCAUGGAGCAACUUGUGUGUUGCUCAAGGACACUUUGACAUGUGGACAGUAGGAGAUGGGGAUAGGCAACCUUGUGGUUAAAGGACGACCGGCUCUACCACUAAGCCACAGCCGCCCCAGCUUUGUCCGAUAUACUCCCACAGCCCUGUCAGAUCAAGUACAACACCAUCAACACCGCUCCUCAUGUUCAACAUGUGUUCACCUGAACUGAAUUCAACCUGGAUGUGAUUUCACAUAAUACUUUUACAAAGGUUCAUACUGUUAAAAUACGUUUUUUUCACAGUUGAACUUUAAUGUUUAGGUCAGUUUGGCUGUUACUUUUAUGUAUUCCAGCUUCACUGUUCAUGUGUACAACCAACAUUUAGAUUCAUGUAUCCAUUACUCCAGCUAUCAAUGUGACCACUUUUAGCUGUUUAGAGUUCUCAGCUCACUGGGUAAGUUUUCACGCACACUCUAUUUUUUGUUGAGACUAUGUUUUGGCAUUUUUGCCUUUAUUCUGAAAGUCAGUGAGAGAAAGGUGUAUAAUGUGCAACAAAGGUCCCCUGGGCCGGGAGUUGAACCAUUGAGUGCUGGUUCACCCUGUUAUUACAGGUCCACUCAAUAUGUGGAAACAUUUCUUAUUCCAAUACUAAUUACUAUGUUUUAAAGAUUAGUAUGUACCCUAUAUCUACACAUGUGCCCCGGGCUGGGAAUCAUUAAUCACAGUGUGGUGCGGAUCCUUUGGGUGAUUAAAAGUCACCUAAACUGCGUUAAUGCUGUGGGACCAGGAUGUACAAGUUUUACUAACAUGGUAUAAAAGUGCUACAAAGUUACACUGAAUUAACAUGACAGAUAAGAAUAUAACUAAAUCUGUUAAAAGUUAAAAAAUGUGAUUAAAAACAAAUGUACACUUGAUCAAGUUCAGUCCAACUGUAAUGAGAAAAUCUGAAUUUGAAUUUGCAGUCAUGAUGUAUUUUAAGGUUUUGCAGAACAAUGAUUAUAUAAUCACAUCCGCUUCCGUAGAUAUUUAUAAACCCAUUAACAAUAUAGUUAAUAAUUAACACGAAGUGGAACCAUAAAGUGUGAGGGAAAAAAGUAGAUAAGAUGUCACUCUUCCUUUCUCUCCCUCUCUCUGUUGUCACUGAGCGUCAUUACGCAACACAUUUCCAGUAAACUGUUGGUUUCCAGUCAAAUGUUUGGGCAGUUGAUGGUUAUCGUUCAACUAACAAAUACUUGUAACUGUGUCAACCUGAAGCAGAACAGUGUGGCAUUCCUUCUGACCUUCAGAGAACAAACAAACACGACUGUUACGAGAAAUACGUCCUCACAGAACUCACAGAGCUUCAUUUGAAGAAUGUAUUAAUGGGCUCUGUUUCAUGAAAUAAUAAAACAAAUUAUGGCUGAAUUACAUUUAGCUGCUUUAUUUUCAGGGUCCGGGUAUUGUGCAGGCUGGCUCACUGUUUGUGUGUAUUAUAAGAAGUCAAAAUGUUUGCUGUGAAAAAGGACUAUUGGAGAACAUGCAUGCCGUCUUUUACAUUAUUUAAAAUGUGAAUUUGAGAAGAAAUGUCAGUCAAAUCCAAAGUAUGAGGAGGCAUAUUUAGCUCUGAGGUGUAAUAUCAGCAAAGCAGUACAGCUUUGUGUCUUUUGUGUCCAAAAAUUCUGGCAAAUUAGGCAAAGAUUUCUCAUUCGCACAUGACAGAAAUGUAUGAGAUGUAUGCAUGAAGAGAAAAAUGCAUAUUUUAUUUGAACAGGAUUUCAAGUGGGCUUGUUUUGUUACUAGUUUUGCUGAUACAUAGUUCAAAUUGUAUUGUAAGUGGUGGUGGUGGUCAGCUUUCAGAGGGGGAAUGACAGAACGUGGUCGUGUCAGAAAUGCCAUAUAUAGUCCAUGCAUAAUUGAAUUUAAAAACAGGAAGUUGAUGGCAUGUUAAAGGCGGCCGUGUCGCCUGCAGCAUCAGUCCAGUGCGUCUUUCGUCCUCAAACUGCCUCAACGCCAUGACUGAUCUGCUGCUCAGAGCCGUGCUGCUGGGGAACCUGGGCGUCUGUGUCACAGCUCAAGUUCCAGUGACGCUCGCUCCACCCACCCAGGUGAGGUUUGACUCCGUGGACUAUAAAAACAUUGUGCACUGGAGUCCACCUGCCAACGGAAGCUCACUGCAGUUCUACGUCCAGUGGAAGAUUUAUGGCGAGCCUCAGUGGUUGGACGUGUCCGGCUGUCAGGGGAUCCAGAGGCCCCACUGUGACCUCAGCACCGUGACCUCUGACCCCAGAGAGUGGUAUUACGCCAGAGUGCACGCUUCCUCCCUGCCCUCCAGCAAAUCAGCCUGGGCCCUCUCCCCGAGGUUCAGCCCGCGCUGGGACACCGAAAUCAGCUCUCCUGUCUUGAGGCUGAACUGCACCAAGCAGGGGAUCGUGGUCCGUGUGAAGCCCCCGAGGCUGAUGGUCCGUAAGAUACACAGGAGCCUGCACUACGAAAUCUACCUCCUAGACACCAGUGGACAGGAGGAGGUGCACGAGAUGGACUGCUGCUCUAAAAAGCUGAUUCUCAAAAAGCUGAAACACAAGGAGAAAUACUGCCUCCAAGCCCAGACCAUGAUCCCCCUCCAGGCCAAGAGCAGCGCUCGAAGCCCCGAGAAAUGUGUCACUACGCUUUGAUCACACAGACAAACUGGACAAGCUGGACUUUUCAUCCAUCAGUUCAGCUUUAAUUAUCCUUCGCUACCUCUGUGUCAAUAAAAGUGCUGCACUUUAUUCUCAAAAGCAUUCAGGAUCUGACAUGUUGAAUUGUGUAGGUACACUUUCACUUUUGAUGUCAGCCUCCAGGACACUGCAUUGUUUCUGUUAACUCAAGGUCCACUGUCCAGCGUUUCCCCCCCUCAGUGGAUCAGAGUUAACUCCAUCCGCUGGUGGUGCUGUGAAAUGUGGUUCAAAGCUCUGAAAAAAGCUUUCGAGUAGAACUUGAGUUAAGAUUAUUUUGUUAAUAUCUUUUUACUUUUGUUUUGUUGUUUUCGUGAAGCGCAGCUUAUCUUUCAGACACACUACAAGCACAAUGAAGAAGAGCAGUUUACGUUAACUUAUUCUUCCAGCUGACUACAGUAACCAGAAAUCAUUUCACAUGACAUCAGGGAAUCACACAUUUAGCAAUUUUAUGUAUUUUUUUUGGUUUUCGUCUUAACAUUUGACUUUGUUUCCUUUGAAUGGAGGAAACAAAUCAUUUGUUCAGAGAUGGGAAGGAUGCAGUUUAUACUGUCUCAAUACUGUGAAUUUGUA
Anarrhichthys ocellatus (wolf-eel) is the source of this 4063-nucleotide messenger RNA. RefSeq names its product interleukin 22 receptor, alpha 2 (gene il22ra2). The coding region runs from base 2789 to 3448 and encodes 219 amino acids. The record is from RefSeq and is a predicted model, not a curated record. The transcript has 6 exons. Lineage: Eukaryota; Metazoa; Chordata; Actinopteri; Perciformes; Anarhichadidae. Gene Ontology annotation, molecular function: cytokine receptor activity; protein binding. Gene Ontology annotation, biological process: cytokine-mediated signaling pathway. Gene Ontology annotation, cellular component: plasma membrane.